AUGAUUAGGCCGGGACAAACAGGAGUAUUUAAAACGAAUACUGUUUUAGCAUACGAUGAUAAUCUAAACCUUCUAGCCUGGGGUUAUCCAGCAUUAGCAGAGGAGCCCUCAAGGAAACAAAAAAGGAAUCAAACCAAAGCACAAUCAAGACCAGUAGAAUUGUUUAAACUUCAUUUGGCUAAUAAUAUAAAGGAUGAUGAAAAACCGCCACUUCCUUUAGGUUUGGAUUUUAAAAGAGUCAUUACUGACUAUUUACAUCAAAUGAAUAAAUCAAUCGCAGACGUUUUGAAUACUCGAUGGCCAGGUCUAAAAUAUCCUCAACAAGUAAGAUAUGUUAUAUCAGUUCCUGCUGAAUGGGGACAUGAUGCAAGAGCUAUUAUGAGAGAGUGCAUGUAUAAUGCAGGCUAUUUGGAAACCAAGCAAUCUCUAAAUUUAGAAUUUACUUCGGAACCGGAAGCAGCUGCUAUAUAUUGUAUAAAAACUUUAGCUGAACAUAAUUUGGCAGUAGGAUCAUCAUUCAUGAUUGUAGAUUGUGGUGGUGGUACGGUAGAUUUGACCACACGGACAUUGUUACCUGGUAAUAAACUUGGAGAAAUUACUGAAAGAAGUGGUGACUUGUGUGGAUCAUCUUAUGUUGAUCGAGAAUUUCUAAAGUAUCUUGGGAAGAAACUUGGAUUUGCAGCUAUGAAAAAGCUCAAGGAGAACAACUACGGACAACUCCAAUAUCUGGUACAAAAUUUUUGUAAUAAAGUUAAAUUUAGCUUUUCAGGCAAUCCAAAUGGAUUCACCACAAAAGAAAUAGAUAUUGAAAGGGUUUGUCCCGCGCUUAUGAAAUAUGUAACCGGUAAUGCGCAAGAUCAAAUGGAAGAGGCUGAAUGGAUGGUUGAGUUAGAAUUCCAAACGAUCAAGGACAUGUUCGAUCCUGUGGUGAAUAAGAUUAUCGAUCUUGUUCGCAAGCAGUUAGCUAAAAUGGAACGAAGAUGUUUGGCAAUGUUUUUAGUUGGUGGCUUUAGUGAGAGUCUUUAUUUACAAUAUCAAAUUCGUAGAAAUUUCAUGAGUGUGGUACCGGUAAUUGCUGUACCAAAACAUCCUAUUGCAGCAGUAGUAAGAGGAUCAUUAGAAUAUGGACUUAAUAUGGAUGUGGUUCAAACUCGUGUAUUGAAGUUUUGUUACGGAAUUGAAGUUAGUUCCAGAUGGGAAAGAACUGACCCACCAGAACGUAGAACACAAACAGGGCGUAUUUUCAAAUUUCACAAAUUGGCAUACCGUGGUACGGAAGUAUCAGUUGAUCAAAAAUAUUCCUACACAGCAGCACCAGUUGUUCCAAAUCAAGUAGAUAUGACAUUCAAUAUUUUCAUUUCACCCGAUAAUGGUGCAAAUUAUUGUGAUGAGGAUGGAAUGAGAAUGCUUGGCAAGAUGAAAAUUGAUUUACCAGAUCCACAAAAAGGUAAAAAUCGAUUGGUAGAGUUUAGUUUAACUUUUAGUACAAUGGAAAUAAAAGCGAUGGCUAUUAACAAAAGAACUGGACAAAUUUAUGAAAGUAACUUUGUUCUGGAAUUCUAA
This is a messenger RNA of Entrophospora sp. SA101, 1563 nucleotides long. The record is from the annotation of a GenBank genome assembly. NCBI's taxonomy places the organism in Eukaryota, Fungi, Glomeromycota, Glomeromycetes, Entrophosporales, Entrophosporaceae.